Solanum pennellii is the source of this 829-nucleotide messenger RNA. RefSeq names its product probable glutathione S-transferase. The coding region runs from base 42 to 695 and encodes 217 amino acids. Lineage: Eukaryota; Viridiplantae; Streptophyta; Magnoliopsida; Solanales; Solanaceae. The record is from RefSeq and is a predicted model, not a curated record. Gene Ontology annotation, cellular component: cytoplasm. The transcript is spliced from 2 exons. Gene Ontology annotation, molecular function: glutathione transferase activity. Gene Ontology annotation, biological process: glutathione metabolic process.
UAAGCAAAAUAAAAAUAAAAAUUGAGAACCAAAGUUGUGAGAUGGCAGAAUUGAAGUUGCUUGGUCUAAGUUAUAGCCCUUUUAGUCAUAGAGUUGAAUGGGCUCUAAAAAUUAAGGGAGUGAAAUAUGAAUUUAUAGAAGAAGAUUUACGAAAUAAGAGCGUUUUACUUCUUCAAUCCAAUCCGAUUUACAAGAAAAUUCCAGUUUUAAUUCACAAUGGCAGGUGCAUUUGUGAGUCUAUGGUCAUUCUUGAAUACAUUGAUGAGGCAUUUGAAGGCCAUUCCAUUUUGCCUAAAGACCCUUAUGAUCGAGCUUUAGCACGUUUUUGGGCUAAAUACGUCGACAAUAAGGCGGAAGCACUGUGGGAAAGUUUCUUCCUCAAAGGAGAGGAACAAGAGAAAGCUAAAGGAGAAAUUUAUGAGAUGUUGAAAAUUCUUGAUAAUGAGUUAAAGGACAAGAAGUACUUUGUUGGUGACAAAUUUGGAUUUGCUGAUAUUGUUGCAAAUGGUCCAGCACUUUAUUUGGGAAUUCUAGAAGAAGUAUCUGGAGUUGUUUUGGCGACAAGUGAAAAAUUUCCAAAUUUUUGUGUUUGGAGAGAUGAAUAUUGCACACAACACAAGGAAUAUUUUCCUUCGAGAGAUGAAUUGGUUAUCCGUUACCGAACCUACAUUCAGCCUGUUGAUGCUUUAAAAUAAGUACACCUCUAGGAAAUUUCAAGAUUUUGUGUGACAAUAAAAGUUGAGUGUUUGUAAAUUCAAUUGAAAUAUAUUAAAGUUGCAUGUGAUAAAUAUUCAUCUUUAUGUCACUAGUUUAUAUAUAAUUUGGAUCA